UACAAGAAGCCUUCCCUCAUCGUUAAUAAAUUGAUUACAAAUUCCUGGGCAGCACACAUUUUUCACUGUUCUUGUUCGUUUUCUUUUGUAUACUGUGAAGGGGUGCUCUGAGAUCACAUAGAAAAAUGGUGAAGGCAGUUGCGGUUCUUAGCAGCAGUGAAGGUGUUAGUGGAACUGUUUUCUUCUUGCAAGAGGGAGAUGGUCCAACUACUGUGACUGGGAACAUUUCUGGUCUUAAGCCUGGGCUCCAUGGAUUCCAUGUUCAUGCCCUUGGGGACACAACAAAUGGUUGCAUGUCAACAGGACCCCACUUUAAUCCUGCCAACAAAGAGCAUGGUGCCCCAGAAGAUGAGAAUCGCCAUGCUGGUGAUCUAGGAAAUGUCACUGUUGGUGAUGAUGGCUGCGUGAGUUUCUCUAUUAUUGACAAACAGAUUCCUCUCAAUGGGCCACACUCCAUUAUUGGAAGGGCUGUUGUUGUCCACGCAGAUCCUGAUGACCUUGGCAAAGGGGGCCAUGAGCUGAGCAAAACCACAGGAAAUGCUGGUGGCAGAGUAGCUUGUGGUGUAAUUGGUCUGCAAGGCUGAAGUCUCUGCCCUGGUGACCGGAAGAAUAAUACGCAUUUGGAGAUGCAAUGGCCUAGAGAGCAAACUCUUUAUGUGAACUAGAAACGUCUUGAAUAAAAGUAAAAGAAUCCCUCUCGUCUGUACUUUUGUUGUGUAUGUUUUGUGACUUAAAAAAAGAGUGUUCUCGUAAUGGCAGCUUUGGAACCGCCUUUUCCUGGUCUUUUCCUUCUGGCAAUGGCCUCAUGAUUCAGCCAUUUUGAUUCUA
Messenger RNA from Durio zibethinus, 828 nucleotides. Its product is annotated as superoxide dismutase [Cu-Zn]-like. Gene Ontology annotation, molecular function: copper ion binding. Lineage: Eukaryota; Viridiplantae; Streptophyta; Magnoliopsida; Malvales; Malvaceae. The record is from RefSeq and is a predicted model, not a curated record. Gene Ontology annotation, biological process: superoxide metabolic process.